Molecule: messenger RNA, 918 nt
Organism: Catharus ustulatus (Swainson's thrush)
Lineage: Eukaryota; Metazoa; Chordata; Aves; Passeriformes; Turdidae
Gene: EIF4E1B
Product: eukaryotic translation initiation factor 4E family member 1B
Exons: 7
Coding region: 286-918 (210 amino acids)
Biological process (GO): translational initiation
Cellular component (GO): eukaryotic translation initiation factor 4F complex; cytoplasm
Molecular function (GO): RNA 7-methylguanosine cap binding; translation initiation factor activity
Source: RefSeq, a predicted model, not a curated record
AUCCCACUCUCUCUCUGUACCAUCCUGCCCUGCCCAUACCACUUCAUGGUGCCCACACACGGUGCCAAAUUUACACAAUUCUGCUCCCUCAUCCUGAUCCCAUCCCACUCUGAGCCCCUGUCUGAUCCCCCAUGUCUCUGCUCCCCAGGAGAGGCGGGACUGGCACCCUGUCUCCAGGAUACCACCCUCCCUCCCCACCAGUUGCAGCUGGGAUAGCUUCUCAUCCCACCUGCCUGUGGGUACUUAAGAGCCAGAGGCAGCCCGGGAGAGCCUGUGCAGAUCACAAUGGCUACAGGGGAGCAGAAGCAACAGGAGCGACGCAAGCAGAAGGCUCGGCAGCAAGAGCUGCUCCGGGCAGAGAUCGUGGGCAAGCAUCCCCUGCAGAACAGAUGGGCACUGUGGUUUUUCAAGAAUGACAAGAGCAAGAUGUGGCAGGCAAACCUGCGCCUCAUCACCAAAUUCAGCACUGUGGAGGACUUCUGGGCGCUGUACAGUCACAUUCAGCUUGCCAGCAAGCUCGCAGCUGGCUGUGACUACUCCCUCUUCAAGGAUGGAAUUGAGCCCAUGUGGGAGGACAGCCAGAACAAGCGUGGUGGGCGCUGGCUCAUCACCCUGGCCAAGCAGCAGCGGCACACUGAGCUGGACCGGUUCUGGCUGGACACACUGCUGUGCCUCAUUGGGGAGAUGUUUGAUGAGUACAGCGACGAGGUGUGUGGGGCCGUCAUCAACAUCCGCACCAAGGGGGACAAGAUUGCCAUCUGGACCCGGGAAGCGGAGAACCAGGAAGGGGUCACCCACAUUGGGCGUGUCUACAAGGAGCACCUGGGCCUGUCACAAAAGGUGGCUAUUGGCUACCAAGCUCAUGCGGACACAGCCACCAAGAGCAGCUCCCUUUCCAAGACUAAGUUUGUGGUGUGA